AUGACGCCCUCGCGUCGCCGUUCUCCUGACCGUUCUGCUGCGGGGGCGCAGGAGCAGGAGCGGGAGCGGGAGCCGCAACGGGAGCAGCCGGAGCAGGCGCGGUCGCAAGGCCAGUCUCAGGCGCCGGUGCCGUGGCAGGAACGGACGCUCGACGAAGUCUCGGCGGAGGGAGUCGGGGUCGAGAUGGAGGUCGAAGUCGAGUUCAAGGUCGGCGUCGUAGAGAGGGGCGCGGGAGCAGGUGCGGAAGCGGAAGCAGGAGCAGAGACAGGAGGAGGAGGAGGAGGAGGAUGA
Messenger RNA from Colletotrichum spaethianum, 291 nucleotides. RefSeq lists its product as uncharacterized. The record is from RefSeq and is a predicted model, not a curated record. The coding region runs from base 1 to 291 and encodes 96 amino acids. The transcript is spliced from 2 exons. NCBI's taxonomy places the organism in Eukaryota, Fungi, Ascomycota, Sordariomycetes, Glomerellales, Glomerellaceae.